AUGAUCCGACAACCCAGUAGUGUGAUCAUCGCAGGCCCGUCGGGCAGUGGCAAGACGGACUUGGUGGAACAAUGGUUACGGUACCUGAACGUGUUUCAAGUCAAACCCCGCAAGAUUGUGUAUGCCUAUGAUCGCUGGCAACCCCGGUUCGAGCGUAUGCAAAAAAAAGAUGGGAUUCAAUUUCAUCGCGGGUUACCGGACCCCCGUCAUUUGACGCAAUGGUUUGGUCGGACGCGCGGCGGGGUGCUGGUCUUGGACGACCUGAUGGAAGAAGGGGGACAAGACAAGCGCGUGUUGGAUUUGUUCACCAAAGAUUCGCAUCAUCGCAACAUUACGGUCCUGUAUUUGACGCAAGAUUUAUUUCCGCCGGGCAAAUUUUCCAAGACCAUCAAUCGCAACGCGCAUUACAUUGUGGCGUUCAAAAACCCCCGGGAUCAAACAGGCAUACGGACGAUUUUAUUGCAAGCCUUUCCGGAUCGGUGGCGUCAAGUCUUGCGCCUAUUUAAACGCAUCACGGCCCGUCCCUUUGGCUAUUUGAUGUUGGAUGUACAUCCGGCGUCGGAUGAUCGCUAUCGCCUGUGGAGUCAUUUAACGCCUCGCGAAGGCAAAGCGCAAGUCCACACCUUGCGGGCGGAUGUCCCUGCCGUUCGACAACGCACUGCAACGAGAACUCGCCAGGGUCCGCCGGCAAAGAGAAGGCGGACAACAUACUGAGUUAGCCGCUCGCAUGGACACACACUCACCUGCGGGGGUAGGUUCCCCUUCGGUCCUCCGAGAUCUCAGCAGCAUGACGGACAUGGUGACCGAAUUGUCUCAACCAGUGGAUCGUACCCAAUUGCAGCAAGACAUUGACGAGUUCAAUUUGACUUACCCGGUCAAUGUAGACGAUGCCUUGAAUGCCUUCACGCUCCCGCCCGUAGCAGGCACUGGCACGGCCCCCGCCACCACCACGGCACCGCCACCACCCACCAUCACCACCACCACGACUGCCCCAACCCGUCCCACCACAUCGACCCGAACUCGUCCCACCACGACUACCACCACCACCAGUCGACCACGACCCGUCACGUCCACUCGAACACGCCCUGCCACCACCGCCACGACCACCACCGCCCCCUCCCGCCCCUCCACCAGCCGCCGCAGUGCCGGGGCAGGGACCAGGACCACCACCUCCACGGUGACGACCCCCACUGGACGCCCCACCAUCGCCGCCAAACAACCGCGACGGCGCCCCAGGGUGCCCUCCCCACCAUCCCCUGGUUCGUCCCCUCCGUCCGAUGACGAGGAUGGCGAUGAUGAUGAUGACGAUCGACGGCGAGGAUUAAGGCGACGGUUGGAUUUGCUCAAUGAAGAUGCUCAAGAACGGGCACGAGGUCGACGGAUUCGCAACAUCACGCACACCAAUACGGUGACCACCGUGUAUGAAGAGGGGGGUCGUCCCUCGGUGCGCCGCACAUCCACCCGAACCUCCAGCCCAAGUCCACCCAGACCACCACGCCGAGGACGGGGCCGUGGCCGUGGCCGAGCACGCGGACGGGGUCGAGCCCGUGGACGAGGAGGCCGUUCUUCCUAAAAGGUAUAAAACCCGUGGCUUCCCUUCUAUCGUCCCAAAAUGUGUGGUGAAUGUCGACAUGUGAUGGGACGCAAACGCAAACGCACCACGACUCGACGAUCAUCACGUCGACGGAGGAUGAAGGGUGGAAAGGCGCCGUUUGUUGUGGAUGUCAAGAAAGGCUUCAAGUUGUUGACAGACCCGGCUAUGUGGAAGAUUCCGUCCAAAGCUGACAUACAGUCCGACAAACAACGAGUGGCCAACUACAAACGCCAGUAUCGCGCGAGUGGUACUAAGGACUCGUACAACAAGUGGUUGGUCAAGAAGGGGUAUGCCAAAAAAGUGGGUGGGUGCAGCUUGAUGUGACAUGUAUAAAAAAGAGGGACACGGUGUUCCGCUCUCAAAAAGAGUCGUCAUGAGACGCAAACGUAAACGCUCCACGACUCGACGACCCGCCAAACGACGACGGCGUGUGAGUCAAGUAGGGGGUGUCGGGCCUGGUCUGCCUAUAGGGAUUCUCAAAGCUGGUUAUGGGAUCACCAAAGCCAUCGGGGAUCAUCAAACCAAGCGUGCCAUCGCCAUUGGCGAAAAACGUCGACGCGAAGUGGCUUCAGGCAAACGGAAAAAAUACGCGGGGGAAUCCUUCAAUUGUUCCAUUAUGUAAACAACUAUAAAAGACCCAAGGUGUGUCCUCCCUCGGACAGAUCAUCAUCAUCAUGCAUUGUGGUCCACGACGGCGAAAACGACGCCGAACACAACAAGGGGGUAUUCUCCCACUUCUCAUUCCCGCGGCUGUGGCUGCCGCUGUCCUCAUGAAAAAGAAGAAAAAAAGAAAAGUGGGCAAGAUCAGUGCAGCCAAUCAACGACUGGCCCAACGACGGGUCCAGCGGAUGUUGAGACGCGCAAAGGGAUGGGAUUUCUAAGCUCCAUGCACGCUAUAAAAGAAACGCUUGUUGGACACACGAUUCCCAUUAAAGAUGGUCCGUGGACCCAACGGUCGCCGACAUCGUUAUGUCCCUCGAAAACGACGCCGACGACGUGGCUUGCAACGCGGCGCUAAGCUCCCGCUUUUGGCAAUGGCUCUCUCGCCUUUGUGGCUCAGGAAAUACAAACCCAGAAUUCGUGUUCGACGCCCAGACUAACCCUCAACGCAAAGCCGUCACCUUUGCGUUGGAUUGGAACGACCAGUAUGAAGCCGCCUUGUGUGCACGGUGUCGAGAUCACAUGCAACGGCAUUAUCAUGGCGAAUUGUGUGGCCGGUGUGGCGCCAUUUUUACCAUAAAUAGACCUUGGUCCUUGCCUGAACUGGAGAUUCAUCAUGGGGUGGCGCAUGGAACGUCAAGCCCCGUUCUUAAAAAGUGUCUUACAAGAAGCCAAUCAACACAAACGCCAAGAAUUGUUGCGGAUGGCCAAUGCGGAUCAGAUCAAUGCUGUCAGUGAAUUGGUGAUGAACACCCUCCGUGGCACGGUACCCCGUUCCCGGCAGACCAUUACGUUGCUCAAACCUCACGCUCAGAGUUUACGCGCUAUGGCCAAACCUGCUCAUUCCGUCAAACGACGACGCGCUAUCAUGAUGGCUCAAAAAGGAGGAGCCCUCUGGCCGGAACUCUACCGAUGUUAUAAACGUUGCAUGCGCUAGACCCGACCCCUCAGUUGCACCAUGGAACCCGAGAUGGUGAGCACCACGGUGAACAACGCCCCGGCUUUUUUACAAUUACGAGACCAGUACAAACAAGAAUUGGUGGAAGACACUCGCUUGACCAAAGCCGCCGAUUUAGCCGCCAAACAACAUCUGCUGUUGACCAGUGAUGCCCCCGAUGCUUGGAAACGGCCUCAACUCAAAGCCGUCAGCCGUCAAUUACGCCAUUGGACUAAAAAAGUGCGCCAACCGUUUGGAGCCCCAGCGGGGGGUGUGAGUGCCGCAGGGGCCACCACUCCGGGUGACGAUGAUUUUGAGGCAGGCCCCAUGCAAGCCUGGUUCACGCAAUUGGUCAAGGCCACCCAGGGUAUAAAACAAGGCACCCCGACUGGUGGACCCAGAAAACCCCCUGUCCCGCCUAAACCAAGGUUCACCCCUAGUGCCAAAAAGAAACUCAAGUUUACGACCCCGUUGAGCAGUGAAGAAUUGGCGGACGAGUUGCCCUUUUCCGAGGCGCCUGGAACGGCCCCGUGGGAAACCCCCAAAGAACGUGCAGACACUAUUACGCAAUCAUUCAAGCGCGGGAUUCGUAAAAGAGCCGCGGACAGUGCUAAAAAGAAAGCUGCGGGGGUCGCCAAAAAGAAAGCCGCUGGUUGGGCCAAGAAAGCCUUGGAUUGGAAAUCGUGGAAAACCCCCUAA
Messenger RNA from Porites lobata, 3890 nucleotides. The record is from the annotation of a GenBank genome assembly. NCBI's taxonomy places the organism in Eukaryota, Metazoa, Cnidaria, Anthozoa, Scleractinia, Poritidae.